Messenger RNA from Plodia interpunctella (Indianmeal moth), 1627 nucleotides. Its product is annotated as lipase 3-like. The transcript has a single exon. Lineage: Eukaryota; Metazoa; Arthropoda; Insecta; Lepidoptera; Pyralidae. Gene Ontology annotation, biological process: lipid metabolic process. The coding region runs from base 115 to 1521 and encodes 468 amino acids. The record is from RefSeq and is a predicted model, not a curated record.
UACCUACUGUCGCAGGAUGUCGGCACAAUACGACCGGCUUCACACUCUGCGACAAAAAACACCAAGGUCUCGAUCAGUUCAUCACAAAACUUAUGUAAAACCACUCGUGUUAUUAUGGUUUGUGUUACGCAACUUUAUGUUCUCGCCAUGGCAGUCAUAUCCUGUAGAGGGCAGUCGAUUCUGCUGCCACUAGUGGAGUCAACAAGACAGGUGGCAGGAGCCGUUAUCACGCAGCCGCUGUUCCAAGCCCUGGCGCAAGGCGCCGGGGAACUCAUAGCUAACACCGUGUACGAUGCUACCAGACUCCCUGUAGCAAUCGCUCACGUCCUCGGCGUCUCUGAAAAUCUUCCCGUCCUCAUCAACAACAACAACGUCGCAGACCGAACCGACAAAAUCCUUGCCGAAUACCAAUCAGGCUUAAACAAUGAAGACGCUAAACUCAGCAUUGACAAGCUAAUAAAAAAAUAUGGCUAUCCAGUUGAAAAACACGAGACCGUAACCGAGGAUGGAUACGUAUUGCAAAUGUUUAGAAUCCCAGGGAAAGGGUCUGUCGUAUUUCUCAUGCAUGGACUGUUAGGUAGCGCUGAUGAUUUUGUGAUAGCUGGCCUGGAGAGCGGCUUGGCGUACUUGCUUGCCGAGGAAGGAUAUGACGUGUGGAUGGGCAACGCCCGUGGGAACAAGCACUCUCGCCGUCACGUCGAAUUGGAGCCCUCUGAUGCCGGAUUCUGGGACUUUUCUUGGCACGAAAUUGGCUGUUUCGACCUGCCAGCCAUGAUUGAUUACGUCUUGAAUAGUACGAGUGCAAAAACGCUUAAAUAUAUAGGCCACUCGCAAGGCACGACGAGUUUUUUUGUCAUGGGCUCCGAAAGGCCAGAGUAUAAUGAGAAAAUAGAUCUUAUGGUGGCUCUUUCGCCCGUAGCUUUUAUGUCGCAUGCGAAGUCGCCAUUCGUUCGGCUCACGGCCCCGGUGGGUGACAUCGUGGGCGUGAUAUUGCAAGGUUUCGGCUUGCACGAAUUUCUUCCUGACAGCAACAUAUUACGUAUAAUUAAACGGAUCAUGUGUGGCACGGGUCCCAUCGCAGAGAUCAUUUGUUACAACUCCUUAUUGCUGACGAGCGGUUUCGGCUUUGCGGAGCUGAACGUGACAAACUUGCCAGUAAUCCACGGACACACGCCGUCCGGGGCGUCUUUGAAGCAGGUGGUACACUAUGGCCAAGGAUUCAACUCGGGGGAUUUUAAGCAAUAUGACUAUGGUAGACUGAAAAAUCUGAGAAUCUAUGGCAACGAGGUACCCCCUGCUUAUGCUUUGGAAAAAGUCACUGCUCCUGUGUCUUUGGUGUACAGCGCCGAUGACUGGAUGGCCCACCCUGACGACGUGGACGCCUUGUAUCAGCGGCUGGGGAACGCUGUCGACAUCCACAAGGUACCACAUCCACAGUUCAACCACAUAGACUUCAUUUGGGCGAAACAUUUCAAAAUAUUGAUAUUCGACAGGCUAAGGAGAUUGUUAACAGCGUUCUGAUGAAAAAAAGAAUUAAAUAAAAUCCUAAUAAAUAGUGUUUUAAUUUUAUGGAUAUAACUUACCAUUCUUAUUAUAAAAUACUAGCGGUCCUAGCAUCGCACAGGUA